GGUUUUACCGUCAACGCGCGUUGUUAGGAUGGUUCGUCUGUUAUGCCCGGGUAAGGUUAUGCACGAAUACUAGAGUCAUCUGCGAUGCCUCAUCAGAAUGAAAUAAAACCGACAAUCUAUCGCGGUCAACUUCCGACCUCUGCAACUUGUCCUGGUUCGCUAUAUACAUGUGAUUUCCAUGAUGAUAUACAGAAUGUUGUGCAAAAGCGCACAGCGCUUAUGCCAGGUCAAAUGGAUUUAAUAUCAAACCAGACAUCAAGCUAUCACCCACUCGCUAUAAUUAAUCAUCCUAACUUCACUGUUUGUCAGAAAUCAUUUUGUGGGGCGUUUUUUGACUGUUCAUCAAAUGCAUCUUCACCAGGUUGUGCUGCUUCAUCACCGGUUUGUCAUUCAGGUAUAUAUGGGAUUAUUGAGCCUCCACAAAGUAGUUCUAUCCCAACAGCACAGACACUUGCUUUGUCUGCACACCAUGUUUCUUACAACCCAGACACUGUCGUUCCUCAAGGUUUUGCCACUGAAGACAGGAUGCACGGAAAUUCAUCCGCACACAAACUUACUCAUAGUCACAGUGCUCAAGAUGCUGGAGGCUUCAUGUUUCAGUCAUUGUUUCCUUCUCCAGGUCAAGUGUUACAUCGAUAUGGUUCACACCUAACUCCAAAUCAUAUUCAAAUGCACCAAAUUUCUCCGCCAGGCAAUAUAUAUGGUCCGUUGGUUUCAGUUCCCGUACCUUACUUUUCCCUUGGAUCAACUAAUUCAAACUCUUUGUCACAUAACCCUCUAGUUUAUUCAACAAGACCCGCGUCGAACUCAGCAUGUGUAAGCACAAAUAAUAAUCCUUCCAGUGCAAGUCCAUUAGUCAGUCGAAGACCUCGUCUCCCUAAUAGUAAUUCAUGUGCAUUUAGUGAAUUGUGGCAAUCGGGUCCUGUACCGAAUAUAUCUACACAAAGUUCUGCAUUACCACUAACUUCAAACAUCGGAAUAACACAAAAUCCACCAAACUGUGGUUUACGAGAGCGUGUUCCAUGUAACCAUGACACAUCUGCAUAUAAUGAGUCACAGUUUUACAUCACAGAAGAUAAGUGUUUCCUGCAGCCAGGUAGAGUUUGCCACCAUCAAGUGACCCCGAUCACUCAAAGCCCUAAAACAAAAGAUAUUGAUGAGUCUUUAUUAUCUUCAGACUCAAAUACUAGUCCUACUGGAGGAUGCAAAUUAGAACUGGGUAACAAAAAAGGUGCCCCACUCCCACCACCAAUUCCUCCUCGGUCGAAUUUGCGAAAUCAAUUUGUUUCAACAACAAAUACACGUGUUAAUCCUGCAGAUCUCAUAAUCUCAGCAACUGCUGUCCACCCUGUAAUACCUUCACACACCUACAAAAAAGAAAUCGCGAGACCUCAAUCACUAAACACAACUGUAAAUCGACAGAAUUAUCGGACAACAAGUAAUUCAAACAAAAACGCAGCAAGCCCCGUAGCCACGAUAAGCUCUUCUCUUGUAUUGAGUCUCUCGGAGGAAUCAAAUAAAGUCAAUACUACAGAUUCUCGUUUUCAAACUUCAGAUGAUAACUUACAAUCAGUAUUAUGUACAGCAAACGACAUAAACUCACCGUCAGAUACCCCUCCAAAACUACCUCCUCGUAUGGUGACAUCGAACAACUGCAAUUUCAUGAUAUCCAAAAAAUCUCUAGCCCCUGAAAAAGUUGAAAAAUUUAGCACACCACACAUGAAUACCCCUACAGAACAACAGCAACAAGAUGAAAUUGGAACAGAUGAUUUUUGUAGUCGAUCGGCUAGUCCCUUUGUAAAUCAACCAAUAAAAACUUAUUUCUCAAAUUCAAUGGAACCUGUUAUCCCUAUAAAACUUGAUAAUGAUGGUAAUACGGAAAAACCGACAUAUCCUUCAACGAAACUAUCAACACAAGUCCAAGAACCUGAAGUAACAAAAAAAUCUAUGGAUUCAUCCCAUGAACAGCAUACAUUUCGAAUAGUAAAACCAGUUAAUCCAGCUGUUUAUCGACGGUUUAUGGAACAAAGAAUGGCAGAUAUUGGUAGAAUACACCGCGAACGUAAGGAAAGACGUGAUCGUCUUGAAUCCGAAAUGUCCAAAGUUGGUUUAGAUGAAAAUGCUCGUGUUCAAAUGCGCUGUUUACUUCGCAAAAAGGAGUCUAAUCACAUGCGAAUGCAACGUGCUAAAAUGGACCAAUCAAUGUUUUACAGGAUAAAACAUUUAGGUGUUGGAGCAUUUGGCAAAGUAUGGCUUGUACGCAAAAAGGAUAAUAACCAACUAUAUGCCAUGAAGUUAUUAAAUAAAAGAGAUGUUGUAGAACGCCGACAGUUAGCUCAUGUACAAGCUGAAAGAGAUAUUCUAGCUGAGGCAGAUAAUGAGUGGGUCGUGAAAUUGUUUUUUUCAUUCCAAGAUUCACGAGCACUUUAUUUAGUUAUGGAGUAUAUUCCUGGUGGUGAUAUGAUGUCAUUAUUAAUUAAAAAAGGUAUUUUCGAAGAACCGUUAGCACGAUUUUAUAUCGCUGAAUUGACAUUAGCAUUGCAGAGUGUUCACGCUAUGGGAUUCGUUCAUAGGUUAGUACAUUUUACUGCUUAAUUAUUUUUGUUGUAGCUACAAUGUAUUUUGACUUACUUUAGUUUCGUUCAUAGAAAUAGUGUGGUCAAAUUAGUAUAUUAUGUCUUUGCAUCCAACAUUAGUAGUUCUGUAUUUAACUGAACCUCCAAUACUAUUGGGAGUGUUAGUUUGGGAUUGAACGUACGAGAGAAGCAAUUUGUAAUUUACGAACAAUUUGUAUUAGAAAAUAUUCUUUCAUAUGAAUUGAUAGUCGAAUAACCGUUGGAAGUCGGUCAGGAUGUUCUGAUCAUUUAAUUCUAUCGGCAAUUAUGUUUACUUUCAUUAUGAAUGACUACUUGGGUUGCCAGUUAUAGUGAAACUUUAGCUAUUCGUUCCUUUUAAUGGAUCAUUAAUGAUCAUUUUAUGUAUUUACGUUUUUGUGAUUUCGACGACUUGGUUAAUCUGGUUAAGAUUUAGAAACCUAUGUUGGAUUUGUUCAUAGGUUGAACAAGCGUAGUACUAAAAAAGUGGCUUUCUUGAUUUUGGACUGUUAUCCUGGUUAGGUAAUUUUUAAAAUGAAAGCAAUAAUCCUGAAGAAUUACAAGUUGGAAAGACCGUUGUGAAUUUUAGGCCAUUGAAUAUAUCCCAUUGAUCGGGUAAUCACACUUCUCAAUUUCAGACACAAGUCCUUUUACUUACUGUUUUUUAAUCUAAUUCAUCGUUAGCACAGUGUUGUUUGUCUUACAGUCAGACAUAAAUUAUUGUCUCCACAAUCAUUAACUUGUGCCAUAAACUCAGAGAGUUAUGAAUGUUUGUAAACAUUUGUUUUAUCAACUUGGAAAGUGUAAAAGUAAAAUAAAACUCUUACUAGAUCAUAAAAUGAAAACAUUUCUUACUAUCAGCGGAGAUGGAUGGUGGCUAGUGGUGGAAUCCAAGUUGCCUGUUUCAUCCCAUUUGGGACUUCUCAGCUGGAUGUACUUGCACUCCGGAUGUUCUUUCGGGACUGACUAAUGAAUUUCUUAUUAUCUUUCGCAUCUUUUUUUAAGUUCUUUGUUUAUUCUUCUCCAAACUAAUUCCUGUUUUUUCUUGUUAUUGUGCUACAAAUGUAAUAAUGUUCCAUUUAAACCUUAGAUAGACGUUCACUUAUUCUCAUGUGUAUAAAUAAUACUUCUUCUCCGAUUCUCUUAGAGUAUACAGACCUGAAGGUAAGUUAGUUGACGAAAUAUUUUUCAUAACCUUUUUAUUUUAUUGUACCACCCAACUAAAAAACCACAAACCAAAUCAAAGUUUAAUAGUUAGAACUGAUAGUUGAGUUCUAGAAACACUAAAGACUAUGAACAUUGCUCGUGAGCUUCAGAGCAGCGUGAUUUUUUUAAUGAACGGUUAUUUUCUGCUUUUAUAAAGGUGAAUUUAAGUGUUAAUUAGAAUUAAGACAUUUACUGAACUGCUUUACUCAUAAUUGACAAGUGGAACGUAACUAAAUUUCCUAAAGAAAAAACAACAGCAGCUAAAACGGUACUACUGUUAAAAAAAUCCUAUUCAUUUUACUGAGCCUCUGUUAACUCCCAUCACAAUUUAGUGUCAUUGUUAUGUGCAACUCAAAUGUAUUGUCUCAUGAUGUCAUUGUUCUCAUAUGUUAGGCAAUCUGGCAGCAUACACAUCUUUUAAAUCUCACUGAUUCUGCUAACGAUGAACCAUCGUCAUGGCUAUUAUAUUUAGUUUGAUUAUAAGGUUAGUGAAGAAUUUUACAUCACACUUUUAUAUUUCACACACCUUUUUCAGGACAGGUUUAUAUCCUUGACAUGUUUUUUAAUAUUUUAUAUAAACAGAGAUAUCAAACCGGACAACAUUCUCAUUAAUCGUGAGGGACAUAUUAAAUUAACAGAUUUCGGUUUGUGUACUGGCUUUCGCUGGACACAUAGCUCCAAAUAUUGGGAUUUAGACUUCAAUAUACCUUGUUCCUCACCCAGCCGUAAUAGGAUAAAUCGAGCUAAAACAGCUGAACCACCUGAGUCAACCAAAUUAACUGAAGAUCAGAUCACGAAAAGCUGUAAAGAAUGUGAUGAAGACGAUGUUACAACUAUAGAAAAGGAAGAGGUUGGGGUACUGGAACAAGUGCACAAUUCCCGUCAAACAAAUGGUAAACAAUUUACAGCGUUAAGGGCGGUACACCAUGACAAAACACUUGAAAGGCGUAGGAAUAGUUUUGCUAAUCGCCGAUGUGCACAAUCUUUAGUUGGAACGCCGAAUUACAUCGCACCAGAAAUUUUGCGCAGGCAAGAUUACGGACAAGCCUGCGACUGGUGGUCAGUUGGAGUGAUUUUAUACGAAAUGCUUGUUGGACAGCCUCCUUUCCUAGCGCAGACAGCGGCAGAUACACAAAUUCGUGUUGUCCAGUGGUAUAAUUACCUUAAGUUGCCCGGUGAGCCACGUUUAAAAAAAGAUGCAAGCAAUCUUAUACGUCAACUCCUCCGAGAUCCAUCUGAUCGACUAUCUGAUCCAGUAAAAAUAAAAUCUCAUCCUUUCUUCGAAUCAGUUGCAUGGGAUAAACUUGUUCAGCAAACGCCCCCAUACGUUCCAACAAUUCGUGAUGAAUUGGAUACAUCCAACUUUGACCCAGUUGACGAUGAACGUACACUUUAUAGUAGUGGGAACAAUCAUAGUUUGGAUUAUUCAUCGGCUAACAAUACUCAAUUACCAUUUCCAAACUUUACAUUCAAACGAUUUUUCGAUCGCGACCCAACCACUAUCCAAACUCCGUAAUCUCACUUUUCUGAUUCAGAUUUCUGGUUUUUUUGAUAAUUCAUCUGUAUCAUUACUAAUGAUCCAUUUUUAGUAUCAUUGUAAUGGAAUCAUAAGUGGCAUUUACAGAAUAAGUCAUAUAUGUUUUAACAUACUUCUUGUCAUAUCCCAUGCUUUUAAGCAAAACUCUAUGCUGUACAGAAAAUUUUGUACUUUUUCUGUUGAUUCUGCUUUGAAGAUAUGUUUUAUUUAACAGUUUUCAUAUCUGAAUAUAUUUCUCUUUAUAUAUAU
Schistosoma curassoni is the source of this 5586-nucleotide messenger RNA. NCBI's taxonomy places the organism in Eukaryota, Metazoa, Platyhelminthes, Trematoda, Strigeidida, Schistosomatidae. The record is from the annotation of a GenBank genome assembly.